Molecule: messenger RNA, 3953 nt
Organism: Closterium sp. NIES-67
Lineage: Eukaryota; Viridiplantae; Streptophyta; Zygnematophyceae; Desmidiales; Closteriaceae
Source: the annotation of a GenBank genome assembly
AUAGCCACAGCCGAACUCCCCCUUUUAGUCGAUGCAUCUCACGAACGGAGCAGAGAGGAGCAGCAGCAGCUGUUGCUAAUUGUUGCGUCUCCGUACGUAAUCCCGUCCUCGUGCAAGCGAGGUUUAGUAACGCAGCGGCCAAGUUAGGAGUUCUCUUCGGGGCUCUCUCCUCGACCGCGCUCACGAGUUCCGUCUGGGACCCGAGCUCUCUCAAAAUCAGGAGCCAAUUCCCAUCUCUUGGGAUUUUGUUAACCAGUGAAGCAGUAUUUUCGGGCACCAUGGGGCUUCACUCGCUAUGCGCCAUGGGCUGCCAGACCCCUUCAUCUUCGGUUCUCGCUCCGUCAUCGUCUCUCGUCCAUUCGUCGCUACCCAGUUCCUCUCGCCCUUCUCGUUCCUCUGGCUCCUCUCGUCAAGUCAAUUCUCACCGCACCUCGUCCGCGAUUCCCUCCUCCCAUGCCACUUCCUCCGCGUUUCACGGCGAGUUUCACGGCCUGCACCAUCACCAGCUCUCGCGCAACCCCUCCGCCUUCUCCCUCUCGCACGCGAAGGCCUUCGACGAAGCUUCUGACCGUCAAAUCAAGUUUCCAGCUCACUCCGCAGGACGCGAACGCGACGGCGGCUAUGGCGGCGGCGGUUGCGGCAAGCGCGCGGUGGUGACAGCUGUCUUCGAGCGAUUCACGGAGCGCGCGAUUAAAGCCGUCAUGCUGGCGCAGGCGGAAGCUAAGGCUAUCGGGCGGAAAGAGGUCGCGACGGAGCAGCUCCUAUUGGGUCUUAUCGCGGAGGAUUUCGCGAGCGCCGGAAAGCCCGGCGGGUAUCUCGGCUCGGGAAUGACUAUCAGCAGCGCAAGAGAUGCCGUCCGCGCAAUGAUUAGGGACGGCCGGCUGCCUGCCGCGGUUGGUCUGCCGGCUGGCAAGCCGGCUUCCGAGGUGCCGUUUUCGGCCGGCAGCAAGCGGGUGUUUGAAAAAGCGCUGGAAGAGUCGCGGAAGCAUCGCCAUAACUUCAUCGCGCCGGAGCAUCUGGCGGUGGCGCUGGUGCAGGUUGAACACGAGGGGGCGCAGCUGGUGAUCGAGAGCCUGGGAGCGAGCAAGCAUCGGCUGCAGCAGGCAGCGCUGGCGCGGCUCAAGGGCGAGCUCGAUAAAGACGGCCGCUCGUCUGAGUCGCUCUCCAACCCCUCCUCUCGGCCUGCCAGCAGCAGCAGCGCUCAGCCUAAGGCAGUCAGCCAGGCAGCGAACAAGGGGCGCGGAAAGAAAGCCCAGCAGAGCGCUUUGGAGCAGUUCUGCACGGACCUAACAGCCAGGGCGGUGAAGGGGGAGAUUGACCCUGUGAUUGGAAGAGAGGAGGAGGUGGCUAGGGUGGUGCAGAUCCUUGCUCGUCGCACCAAGAACAACCCGCUGCUGCUGGGGGAGCCAGGGGUGGGCAAGACGGCCAUAGCAGAGGGGCUGGCUCUGCGCAUUGCUGAGAACGACGUGCCUCGGUUCCUGCAGGGAAAGCGGCUCUUAUCUCUCGACAUGGGGCGGGUGAUGGCAGGAGCGAAGGAGCGGGGCGAAUUAGAACUGAGGGUUACUUCCCUCGUGGCAGAAGCGGUGGCGGCUGCAGGCGAGGUGGUGCUGGUGAUCGACGAGGUGCACACGAUGGUGGGCGCGGGAGCCGUGGGGAGGGGCAGGGACGGAGGGGGAUCGGGCCUUGAUAUCUCCAAUCUGCUCAAGCCGGCACUCUCCAGGGGGCAGAUUCAGUGCAUCGCCACUACGACCACCGCUGAGUUCCGCAAGCACCUGGAGAAGGACAAGGCUCUGGCCCGGCGGUUCCAGCCAGUCACAGUGGACGAGCCCUCAGAGGAAGCUGCGCUAGCAAUCCUGCGAGGGCUAAGGCACCUAUACGAGGCCCAUCACAAGUGUGUGAUCACAGACACUGCACUAUUAGCAGCCGUCUCCCUCUCGUCUCGCUUCAUCCCCGACCGCUGCCUGCCCGACAAGGCCAUCGAUCUGAUCGACGAGGCGGGCAGUCGGCUGGCGAUAGAGGGCGGAAGGCAGAGGAGGAAGGGGGGCAGUGGGGUGCUGCAACAAAACCCGGAGGAGUACUGGCGAGAGAUUCGGAUGGCUCAGGCUGCUCACGAUGCGGCGCACGCACGGCAGAACCCCUUCACCUCGCUCACCUCGUUUCUCUCGUCUGACAACCACACCCACGCCGACACCACCACUGCUGCUGACGCCGCUGCUUCUGCUGGUCGUGCCAAGGCCAGCAAGGGGGACAGUAACAAGGAGGACAGUCCGAUCGAAAUAACAUCGGAGCACAUAGCGGCAGUGGCGUCCCACUGGACCGGCAUUCCCCUGCAGCAGCUCACCACAUCCGAGCAGCAGCAGCUGGCAGGGCUGGAAGAGGCUCUGGAGACCCGGGUGGUGGGGCAGCAGGGGGCAGUGAGGGCCAUCGCACGGGCGGUGCAGAGGGCGAGGGUGGGGCUGAAGGAGGAGCGGAGGCCCGUGGCUGCUCUCAUGUUCUCGGGGCCCACCGGGGUGGGCAAGACUGAGCUCUGCAAGGUGCUGGCGGCGCACUACUAUGGAUCGGAGGACUCUCUGAUUCGUCUAGACAUGUCCGAGUACAUGGAGCGCCACGCUGUCAGCAAGCUGAUUGGAGCGCCGCCCGGAUACGUGGGGUACGGGGAGGGCGGCAAGCUCACCGAGGCUGUCCGGAGGCGGCCGUUUUGUCUGAUUCUCAUGGAUGAGAUCGAGAAGGCGCACCCUGACGUCUUUAAUAUACUGCUGCAGAUCUUUGAGGACGGGCGGCUGACAGACUCUCAGGGCCGCCACGUGUCGUUCAAGAACGCCCUGAUCGUCAUGACGUCCAAUGUGGGCUCCCAGACCAUCGCCAGGGGCGGCUCCCACCGCAUCGGGUUCCUCAUGCCAGGAGGGGAUGGGGAUGGCGAUGUGAAGGGGGGAGUAGGAGGGCAGGCGGAUGGCGGGCGGUAUGCGGCGAUGAGGGAGGUGGUGGUGGGCGAGCUGAAGGCGCACUUCCGGCCCGAGCUGAUGAACCGCAUCGAUGAAGUGGUGGUGUUCCGAGCACUCGAAAGGGAGCAGAUCCGAGUGAUUGCGAGCAUGAUGGUGCGCGAGUCAGCUGACAGGCUGGCCCAAAGGGGAAUCAACCUGGAGGUGUCAGAGGCAUUGAUGGAGCGAAUCUGCGAGGAGGGGUACGACAGGGGCUAUGGUGCCCGCCCGCUGCGACGAGCCGUCACACGAUUGGUCGAUGACCCGAUCAGCGAGGCUGUGCUGGCGGCGGGCGGCAGCAGCAGCCUCCACAGCCACGUCAGCAGCAGCACUGAUGUCCUGUCAGAUUCGCUGCCAUCUGUCCCGUCUGUUCUGCUUCCCAAGAUUUCCGCUGAUGUGGCGAAUGCCCCAGCUCAUGCUGACAUCAGCGCAUUGCUGGGUGACAUCAGUGGGGUGAGGGAGGGCGUGUUCACAGCUGGCGACACAGCAUUGGUGGAUGUGGGGGAGGGUGGCGAGCCUGUGGUGAUUCGACUGCCUCGCCCCAACGUGUGUGAGAUGGGGCUGUGCCUGCCAUUCCUUAGGCUCCCCGCUCCCGUCACCCCCUCCCUCUCCCUGCCGGACUAAGGGGAGGGUGAAGGGCAGAACAGAGGAGAGGUGGAGGGUUGUAGAUAAAUGGCAGGAGAAUAGGAGGGAGGAGCGGUUGGGGUUGUAUAUAAUGGAGGUGUGUGGGAUGAGUGCCUGGAGGCACGUUUGCUUAGAGUCGAGCCGACUCGAACGCAAGGGGGAGGAGGGAGGAGGGACGGGUUGUAUAUAGGUGUGGGUUGGGUGGGAUUUGUACCAAGCAGGGCCUCAGAUAGGAAUUCUGGCAUCCUGAUCACUCAGGGCUGACCGCUUCUAUGCAUACUGAUUCCUCAGGGUGAUUCCCAAGUUCUAUACUAAGGUCCUAGGGUAAAUUCUGGUACGCUGAAAAACUUG